AGAGAGCAGCGGGAGGCGAUGCCGGCCCCGCAGCGCUGCGCCCGCUGAGUGCCGGGGGUCCGGGGGGGGUCCGGGGGGGCUCCGUGCGCCCCGCGCCAUGCGCGCGCUCAGCCUCGUGGCGUUGGCAGCGCUGUGCACAGCCGCAUCCCAGCGUAGGGCGCUGGACGUGGGCAGCCGCCGGCGUUGGCACCGCGUGCAGCACGGGCACUGCAGCUACACCUUCGUGCUGCCCGAGGCCGAGCCGUCGCCGUGCCCGCUCGCAGCCCCCGGUCCCGUUAACGCGCUGCAGCGGGAUUCGCCGUCCGGCAACGGGCACGCUGCCCGCGGGGCUGCCCAGCGCCUGCAGCACCUGGAGAGGAUCCUGGAGAACAGCACGCAGUGGCUGCUGAAGCUGGAGAGCUCCAUCCAGAGCAGCAUGAAGCCGGAGAUGGCGCGGCUGCGGCAGACGGCGGUGCAGAACCACACGGCCACCAUGCUGGAGAUCGGCAGCUCCCUGCUGAACCGCAGCGCUGAGCAGAGCCGCAAGCUCACCGACGUGGAGGCGCAGGUGCUGAACCAGACGUCACGCAUCGAGAUGCAGCUGCUGGAGAACUCCCUGUCCACCACCAAGCUGGAGAAGCAGCUGCUGGUGCAGACAAACGAGAUCCACCAGCUGCAGAGCAGGAACAACAUCCUGGAGGUGCGGGUGCUGGAUAUGGAGGCGAAGCACCAGGCGGAGCUGGCGGGGAUCCGCUCAGAGAAGGAGAGGCUGCAGCACCUGGUGAGCCGGCAGAGCGGCACCAUCCAGGAGCUGGAGAAGUCUCUGCUGGCGGCCAAUGCAAACGCCAGCCUGCUGCAGCGACAGCAGCUGCAGCUCCUGGAGUCGGUGCAGAGCCUGGUGCGCCUCGUGGCAGAGGGUAGAGCCCUGCUGCCUGCUGAGGAGCAGCGCUUCCAGGACUGCACCGAGGUGCUCCGGGCCGGCAGCCGUGCCAGCGGGGUGUACACCCUGCACAUCACCAACCUGAGCGAGCCCAGGAAGGCGUUCUGCGACAUGGAGACAGACGGCGGCGGCUGGACGGUCAUCCAGCUCCGCACCAACGGCAGCGUCAGCUUCCAGCGGGGCUGGAGGGAGUACAAGCAGGGCUUUGGGGACGCGGCGGGGGAGCACUGGCUGGGCAAUGAAGCUGUGCACCUCCUGACGAGCCGGGAACCCUACGUGCUGCGCGUGGAGCUGCGGGACUGGGAGGGCAGCCAGGUCUAUGCCCACUAUGGGAGGUUCCAGCUGGACAGCGAGCGGCAGCUCUACAGGCUCUCACUGCAGGACUACAGCGGCACGGCCGGGCAGCAGAGCGGCUUGGCCAUGCAAGGCACCAACUUCAGCACCCGCGAUGCUGACAACGACAACUGCCUCUGCAAGUGUGCCCAGAUGCUGUCAGGAGGGUGGUGGUUCGACGCCUGCGGGCUCUCCAACCUGAAUGGCAUCUACUACCCGGCGCGGCACAACAUCCGCAAGCUGAACGGCAUCCGCUGGCACUACUUCCAGGGGCCCAGCUACUCGCUGAAGGGCACCCGCAUGCUGAUACGGCCCGCGGGCUUUUAGCCAUCCGGAGCGGUGCAGCGGGAGGACGGAGCCCCUGCAGAGCUUUCCCCCCUUAUUUCCCUCUUGCUCUUGUUUCUCUCAGAUCUCGGCGCUGACACUGAGCCAGCCCCACCCCUGCAAGCUGCAGCGCGUGGAUCCCGUUCCCUCCUGGUUUCUCCCUAUUUCCCCCAUGUCUGCAGGGCUCCGGGCUCCACGCUGUGCCGGGGUGUGCGUCUGGGACCACCAGACCUCCUGCACGAGUCACGCGGGGGCAGACAGACCACAUUUUGCCUUUUCUAUACAUUUUAGGGCACUGCUCUAAAUUCCCCAUUGCUUUGCUUUUCCUGCAGGAUGAGCAGAACCGGUGCGUGAGCGCAUGGCAUCUCUCCUCCCUGCACGGUCAUUAAGGGGGACACAGCUGUCCCCUCCCACACACACUCUCCCCAUGCAAGGGGACCACUGGCUGUGCACAUCCUGAUGGGACAGGGACAGCAUGAGGGGACGGAGGUGCCAGCAGAGGCGCGGGGCAGCUGGCCCCUGUGCAGUGCCCAAUAGCUCUGGGGUUGGGUGCCAGAACACAGGGGUGGUGGGGAUGGGGGCGGCACAUGGUGAUGGGGCUGUGGUUUGAGGUGGGGCACAGAGAGCUGAGGAUGAUGGAGGGAGCUUGGAGCUGGGGACGCAGGUGCUGGUGGGGCUGACAGCCCACUUGGUUUAUGGGCGUGGAGAAUCCAGACUUGGAGGCACGUUUGGUGACAGCCUGAAGAAUGCGGGACAAAACUCAGCAGUGUUUCCUUCUGCUGAGAAAAGCCCCCACGCCCACCCAUGUCCUGGAUCUUGGCAUGGGAACUCUUUUAUUUUUGUACUGAGAGAUAUUUAUUGGCCAGGAGCUGCACCAGGCAGCACUCAGCCCUGCCCCGACAGCAGCACGGUGCCCCCAGACCCACGUUGGCCCCACACCGGAUCAGAUGGGACAGAAGCAGAGUGAGCACCAGGGGGGUCUCCGCUUACAGGACAGCAGUGGGAGAAUCAGCCCAGGGUACCUGCAUGGGGCUGAGACCCCCACGCACAGCUCCCACCUUUGCCAAGUGCUCUGGCAGUGGUGGGGAUGGGAGCUGUGGCUGUGGGGUCGCUACCGGGGACUGCAGCAGUGCUGCCUCAGCCCCACGUACACACUAUGUAUGUUCACAUAAAGGACCUUUCAGCAGUCUCCCUGCUACGUCUGCAUCAUUCAGGGGGGUGCAGCCCCAUCCUGCCCCCCUGAGCACUGACUGAGCUCAGAGCAUAGAUGAGGGCUCAGUGAUGCCCAGCUCCACAGCGCUACCCAUCUUACCGUGGGCCACCCCUGUCCCCCUCGACCCUAUUGCCACUAGAGGUCCUCCACAGCCUGGUGACAUUGCACAGCAUCCCCAUCCACGGCAGACAGGAGCGACAUUGUGCCCUGGUGGAUCCCCAGCAGACCCUGCAGCAUCCACCCCUCAGACACCCUGCAGGCCUGCUCCCUCCCCUCCCCCAUUCAUAAGGCAUUUGCUAAUUAACACUGAUUAAAACAUGUGAUGCAGCUGGCACUUCCUCCAA
This is a messenger RNA of Gallus gallus (chicken), 3133 nucleotides long. RefSeq names its product angiopoietin 4 (gene ANGPT4). Bases 98 to 1579 code for a protein of 493 amino acids. Gene Ontology annotation, molecular function: receptor tyrosine kinase binding. Lineage: Eukaryota; Metazoa; Chordata; Aves; Galliformes; Phasianidae. The transcript has 9 exons. The record is from RefSeq and is a predicted model, not a curated record. Gene Ontology annotation, biological process: signal transduction.